This is a messenger RNA of Iphiclides podalirius (scarce swallowtail), 918 nucleotides long. Lineage: Eukaryota; Metazoa; Arthropoda; Insecta; Lepidoptera; Papilionidae. The record is from the annotation of a GenBank genome assembly.
AUGCUUCGUUUUUUACUGCGAAAUAUCACGGUGCUGGUAAUGAUAGUGAGGACGGCUUCAAGCGUGGGCGAGAAGGCGUUCGAAGCGUGCAAGACGUACGGACAGUCGAUGCUGGAAUGCCACAACGUUCUUUUUCCGACGACCAAGGUCAGGGUGCCGAUAGAUCUGCUUCUCUACCCGCACAUGGUUCUUAUAGGCUUCAGGAAGAAGGCAGAGGACGCACCGGCGUGGAAAUGCGGCGGGAGUCUGAUAAGCGAAGAGUGGGUGCUGACAGCAGCGCAUUGCCUUAGCGAUCCCACAUACGGGUCGCCGAGCGUACUGAGAGUCGGCACGGCGACGUUCGAAUUCGACGAGGUGGACGAGCUGGCCCAGGAGAGGGAAAUAGGUGAAAUAAUACCCCACCCUGGCUACGAACCGCCGUCAAAGUACCACGACAUAGCUCUAAUGAGGGCCGCGCCAGCGUUUAUGCUUAACCGGGACAUUAGGAUAGCUUGCUUGCAUUUAGGCGACGACAAUGAGUUCUCGAAACUGACGGCCAUCGGGUUCGGCACUACCAUAUCGGGCGUCGCGACGGGCAGUCAGACCCUGAUGAAAGUCGACGUCGACCUCGUCGACAGUACGGUUUGUAACAGAUCGAUGAGAUACCUCAUAAGGAGGAAGGUCCUGGCCCGCGGAAUAACAGAGGACCAGCUAUGCGCCGGUGAUUACGAGAACGGCGGAAGGGACACGUGCCAGGGUGACUCAGGGGGUCCCCUGCAGGUCAUGAUAGACAGAGUUGACUGCGUUAAUACCUUUCCAUUGCACACGCUCGUCGGGGUGACGUCAUUUGGACGGGACUGCGGAAGGAAGAUGGCGCCGGGUGUAUACACCAGAGUGUCGAGAUACGUAGAAUGGAUUGAGAGUGUUGUGUGGCCAGAU